UAGGCGCUGACCCGGGGAAGGCGGUGGAGCGGCCGGUUCUGAGGAGUUUUUUUGGAAAAACUGGCCACUCCAGGGGUUUUUUGUGCAAUAAGAUGUGUGCCUACUGGAAUCUAUUGAGAACAAUCAACAGUGAAUUCAGACUAGAGUUCUUAGUUUUAAAUGAACUAUAUUUAAGAGAGCCUGAAGUUCCUGCUUACCAUGUAAUUUCAGAAGGAAUUCUAAUACUCUGGAUAAUCAGAUAUUUCUCGAAAACUUCCAAGUUACAGGAGGGAUCUGCUCUUACAGUCAAGAACCAGGGUACAGGCCAGAUGCACAGGAGGGUGAGAGGAUUCACCAGAGAAAGAGCAGGAACAUCGAUUGUACCUCGUUGAAUUCCACUGAAAUGAUAGCAAAGAAUGAUGGCUAAAUGCUACAAUUGGAAAUCAUUUCUGCUUCUCGAGAGGUUGAAAAGAGCUUCUAUUUCUCAUUUUUCCAAAUAGUGUGGAUGUGAGCAAAACCUUUUGUAUCAUAACCAAUCCAAAGUUUGUUGGGUGAUGGAAGCCCAAAUUUGUUCUGAUAUACUAUGAAAAAUAAUCUCAUGUGAAAAGAAUAAAACCAAUGUUGUAAUAUAUUAUGUCCAACAUUACUUUAAAUAAAAAAA
This is a messenger RNA of Talpa occidentalis (Iberian mole), 640 nucleotides long. Its product is annotated as serine palmitoyltransferase 1-like. The transcript is spliced from 6 exons. Lineage: Eukaryota; Metazoa; Chordata; Mammalia; Eulipotyphla; Talpidae. Bases 93 to 371 code for a protein of 92 amino acids. The record is from RefSeq and is a predicted model, not a curated record.